UCGAGUGUACGCAGCCCAGUGUCCGUCUGUCUUGUCGUGGGCGUGACGUUCAGCAGCGGCAGGAACAGCAACGGGAACCUUGAUCUGCGUCAGUUUUCGUGCGGCGGGGUGACGUGCCGCUGCUGUGAGGUUAUCGGACCACACCACACCACAGCACAGCACAGCACAGAGGAAGGAGAGGCGUUGACGAUCCAAAGGCCUGACUCCACAGCGGGAAUGAGCCUCGUCUACCUUGCACUUAACGGACAAUGCUCACUACCAACACCUCUGCCUCCGCCACCGCCACUGCCGCCGUUGAGGGAGACUGGCUGGAUGAGUGGGUGAUAGAGGCGAGGCAGGUGUGGUGAGGCGGAGGAUUGGAGACGAGAACUUACAGAUGACGGCAGACACGGAAGAUUCCACUUACCAGGAGUUGGUGAUCCGAAGCCGUGACUGCAGCGAUCCCGUGCGUCCUGCACCAUCAGGGAAGGACUCUCUCUGGCUUCGCACUGCGCCUACAUUGACCGUUGCCGCCGCCGCCGCUGCUACCGCUACUCGGAGGGGCAUUGCCUCGCAUUGGGCCUUCACUGCCGUCCCGCUAAUACGUGCCGCCGUCGCCACUACUGGCACUGAGGGACUUCGCCUCGCAGCGGCCUGGCAAACACCUGCUACACCACCACCACCACUAACUCCACCACCGGAGUCCAGAGAUUCAGCUUCGCAUAGCAGACAUCCUCCUAUUCAACGCUUGCUGCCACUACCACCUCAUUAUGGUGGUGUCACUGUACUUGGAUCUGUUGUCACUACUGAAUAAUAAUGUGUAAAGAAA
Portunus trituberculatus (swimming crab) is the source of this 808-nucleotide messenger RNA. RefSeq lists its product as uncharacterized. Bases 377 to 793 code for a protein of 138 amino acids. NCBI's taxonomy places the organism in Eukaryota, Metazoa, Arthropoda, Malacostraca, Decapoda, Portunidae. The transcript has 3 exons. The record is from RefSeq and is a predicted model, not a curated record.